AUGGCAGCGGCAGCAGUUCGACACUUGCUACGACAAAGCCAGACUUUGGCUUUGCCAACGAUUAGUCUCGCCACUGCCGCCGCUGCUGAACAGACUGUACCUGUAACCGCAACAAAGCCCAUGUCUUCCCAAAGUUCUGCGGACGUACCUGCCAAGAUGGAUGCAUCUUCCCCGUCACCACCGCCCACGGCCCACAAGGCGCACUCAUCAUCUACUUCUCCCUCUGCCUCACCAUCCUCGGACCACGACGAGCGACUGUCCGCCCGCGAUGCAGAUUUAUCGGCCGGUGAGCAAGUGGACACCGCCGAAUCACCUGCUUCAAGCGUCUCAACUCGCACGCCUCAACAACAAAGCCAGACCGAGGUCACAGGGCUUGGUAGCCGCGCGACCAGCCAUCAGGACAGCAAGUGCAACAAGGAAGAUGCAGAGGAAACCCCAAAGAGCCCAAGAAAGCGCCCAAAGCGGUGCGAAUCCUCCGAGACACACGACGUCAAGCAGGCCAACGGGCCCAGCAAAGCUCUUGCGCACAAGGGAAGAGGCAAGUCCAAGCCCAAGGCCAAACCAAAGGCAUCAGGCUCACACGCAACGGGCAAUCAAAACCCAAACACGGGCUCAACCACAACAACGGCCCCGACUCCACCCACCACAGUGGUAAACAUUCAGGCCACAUCAGUGGAUACGAGAACAGAGACGGACACGGAUCUGAGCAAGAGCAAGAGCAUCAGUCAGAACAAAACUAAGACCAAACCCAAGAGUUCUUUGACAACAGAUAUUCCUGGCGGACUGACGAAACAGUCUUUGCGCACGUCACCUGUUCUCGGUCAGAGUACAACGUUUAUUGAACACCCAGUGCUGGCUGACUCGCGCAGUACCGCCGUAAAAGCCGAUUUGACCAAGACAACAGACUCCUUGCGCGCAAACUCUGAUUCAAGUCAGCCUCCCGAGACUUCGAAGAUGCCGCGCAUGGUUGAGGGUAAAGACCCAUCCCGACUCUUUUGUCGCUACUGUGGUCGGCGCUUUCAGACAACUGCCCACGUUAGGCGCCACGAACGCAUCCACAGUGGUGAAAAACCUUUCAAGUGCCGUGUGUGUGGCAAGGCCUUUAAUCAGCGCGGGAAUCGCAAUGUACACGAGCGCUCCGCCCAUGGUCAUGUGCAAGCCGAUCCCCACCAUGACUCCCCUGGAGUGUCACUUGCAGACCGCCGACCAGAAGUGCGACCAGACGGCAGCGGCUCGGGACGCACUGACAACGGCACGGCAUUGGGUCAUGUGCCAUCACUCUCGAUGGUGGCGCCCAAUCCCUGGGGUUUCAGUGCCGGUGCACUUCCACAGCCCUCUGGAAACCCAGCAAACAUGUCGCCAUUCCUAAUUCCCGUGACGUACGCCUCGGGCUGGCCGUGGAAUCCUUCCAUGGCCGCUCUUUCCAUGAUGAUGCCUCAAACCAACAUGAUGAACUGGGGAGCCAUGCCUGCCGCAUCAGCCAGCUCACCAACCGCGGCCGCGGCCACUUCUCCUGCCAUUGCCAAUCAAGCCAACCUCAUGGCCAUGAUGCAGCAGUGGAUGCAAGCGUCUGGCAUGCCUUCCAUGCCCUCCACUGCCACGAAUUCGUCGAGUUGA
Molecule: messenger RNA, 1617 nt
Organism: Monosiga brevicollis MX1
Lineage: Eukaryota; Choanoflagellata; Craspedida; Salpingoecidae
Exons: 4
Coding region: 1-1617 (538 amino acids)
Cellular component (GO): nucleus
Source: RefSeq, a predicted model, not a curated record